Molecule: messenger RNA, 1666 nt
Organism: Ostrea edulis (European flat oyster)
Lineage: Eukaryota; Metazoa; Mollusca; Bivalvia; Ostreida; Ostreidae
Product: ubiquinone biosynthesis O-methyltransferase, mitochondrial-like
Exons: 5
Coding region: 16-1044 (342 amino acids)
Biological process (GO): ubiquinone biosynthetic process
Molecular function (GO): 2-methoxy-6-polyprenyl-1,4-benzoquinol methyltransferase activity
Source: RefSeq, a predicted model, not a curated record
GUAGUGAUUAUAUAUAUGUUUAAGAAAAUAAGAUUUACAUGCUUUUACGAAUUUCAUGUAACAUCUCAGAAUGACGUUAACUUGGGUACACGAGAUUCAAAAUGGAGAAAUACAUGUUCAUGCGCUAGUAUUCGAAUCAACGCCAUUGGGACCAAAAUUUUCAAGUUCCUUAGACUUGGACGUAACAGUAAGAGAUGGCACUCUGACCACUCGCGUCCUAUUGCCCAAACUACAAUAGACGAGGAAGAGCAUGAAAAAUUUAAAAAACUGUCGCAUACCUGGUGGAAUGAGAUUGGAGAAUUCCAGGCCCUUCAUGCUCUCAAUGCACUAAGAGUUCCAUGGAUAAGGGACUCCUUGAUAGAAAAACAGGACCAGCCAUCUCCGUUACACACAAAACCUUUGAUGGGUGUACAAAUUUUAGAUGCAGGAAGUGGUGGGGGUAUUUUAUCUGAGCCACUUGCAAGACUGGGGGCAAAUGUGAUUGGAGUGGACAUGGUGGAGGACAACAUUAAAGUCGCUCAGACUCAUUUAGAGGAGGAUCCAGGUAUACGAGGGAGCGUGAAGUACAUCCAGGCCACUGUGGAGGACCUGGUGGGGACGAAUGAGGAGGCAUUCGAUGCAGUGGUGGCCUCGGAGGUGGUGGAACAUGUGUUGAACAUCGAUACUUUUCUCACUUCGUGUUGUAAGAUUAUCAAGCCUGGGGGAUCGAUAUUUUUGACAACAAUCAACAAAACAGCCCUCUCCUAUUCUGCGGGGGUCAUAGCGGCAGAGUACCUGUUACGCUUGGUUCCCAUAGGAACCCAUGACUGGGAAAAAUUCAUCUCGCCUGAGGAUUUACAGUUUAUGCUGGACAAGAGUGGAUUUUCCACUACUUUGAUCCACGGUAUGAUGUACAAUCCACUGACAAAAAGGUGGAGUUGGAUUAGCAACACAAGUAUUAACUAUGGACUCCAUGCUGUCAAGUUACAUUCACAUGACAAGUCGGUUUCUGAAGACACUACAAGUGAAGAAAAAUCCACAGAAACAACAGAGAAGCCUGCUUAGUGUGUGUGCAUGAAUAUCAUCUAAUAUCUAAAAUUUUACUUCAUGAUGCUGUGAUUUACUGGUGCGUAUUGUAUAGGAGUACUGGGAUUCAGUUUCCAUAGCACACAGUAAAUUGAAUGUGACCUAAUUCCUUAGAGAGAGCAAACUGAUUCAGAAAUGAUCUGUAACAAAAAGUGUGUUUCUCCAUAUUAAUGAGUGCUUUACUUUUCACCUUGUCAGACAGCAUGCCUUUUACAUGUUACUAUAAUCGUGAUUGUGGUCUUUCACUCAGACCUUUGAAUCCACACUAUUAAACAUUUGAAAUGUAGAGAAUGUAAUGGGAGAUAGGUUCAGCUCCUUAGUUACGUUUCCUCCAACUCUUGUUUGUUCUUUUGUUAAAUUCACAAAAGACACUGACAAGUCAGUUUUAUUUUUUAAGUUUAAGUAAAGAACAAGACUGCAUUGGGGGGAAAAAAUGGUAUCUAAAUGGAACUUGCAUAUAUGGUGGAACCUUUAUGUCCUUGAGCAGUUGAUGCUCCUAAUUAUUCUUGUACAACCAGACUCCCCUUUGAAUGACAAUUCUAUAAUGUAUACCUAAACAAACUACUGACAGGAGCUAUAAAUAAAGUAUUUAAACUUUUCA